CCUCUGCUGGACAGCAGCUGAAUGAUUCACAACUAACAAAAGGCUGCGUUCUGUGAAUUUGAACCCCCUCCCCUUCCACAGAUGAUUGUAUUGUCAUUGUUCUUUGAUUUCAUUGGUGCCGUCUGAGAGCGGUGAUGGGCAGCAUCCUGCAGGAGCGGGUAGCACGGCGGUGUGUGGAGAGGGUCUCCAUCGGUGACAAUGAAUGGAUGAAGGCUUCGAGGAGAAGCAGCAGGCUGACUGUGGCAGGGACCAAAAUGGGAAGGCGGCAGGCACAAAGGAAGAGUCCUCAGUCGCAGUGCCUGAUCCAGAGUCAGGAAAACAACCAUGAGAAGAGACCACAAAGAAGAAAGCACAAGUCUAACACUUCUUUGACCAAAUGCAGUGCUUUUCAUCAAAGACUUCCUUUCUCCUGCAGUGCUCAGGGAACCUCCAUGUCUCAUCCAGCAGCCUCUGAAGAAGACAAAAUGAUGAUAGAGGUGUCAUCAACUGCUGAGCGCUGUGUCCAUAGAAAACACACACGAACAGGCAUGAGAGCAAGCAAACACACAAUUGACCAGCCCUGCUACAGCCUGCCUCAUUCCAGUCCUGACCAGCAAGAAGAGCUCUCACCCAAGCGGGAGGGGGAAGCUCUGAGCAGACCUCUACAGCAGGACAGUGACACAGACUUGUCUGAGUCAGAAAGACUUCCCUUGUCCUCCAGUCCAAUCGCCUCACAACUUGAGCUCAGGCCCGAGGUCAUCGAGGAUGAAGACCCAAACUCUCCCAGCCUGAGAGUCAGAGCAGGGGACCAUGGAGAAUUUGACUUCCCAGACUUUCUCCCUCCACCUUUUAAUUCAUGGAGCCUCAGUCAGCUGGCUUUCUUCUACAACACAGAGGACAGAGGGGCCCCUCGGCCAAGGCUCAUGGGCACUUUGGAGAGGUUCCUGGAGAGGUUGCUGCAGCUGGAGUGGUACCAGAUCCAGACUGUCAAGGCGGAGCAUGGCACACAGGAGGUGUCAGGAGUGCUAUCCAGCUGUCAGAGGUCGACCGCUUCUGCCCCAUCACGCCUUAGCUCUCCUAAAUGCAUCCUCCAGUGCCAGCGUGCCUUUCCCCUCACCCUCCUGUCCUCACUGGCCAGCCACUCCACCCUACUGCCUGGCUGUGUCUGCACUCUCUGCCGGAUCUGUUACUCCACCCGUAACACAUCAUGCUGCCGCUCCAUCCACAGCCACAGUCAUCCGUCCAGACUGAGUCCGAUGAUAGAUUGCAGCAGAAGGCCUGCACCGCUCCCUAAAAGGAGCUACAGCGAAAGCCGGGUCCUCUCCACAGACAGAAUGCUCAGGGCUCAGAUGGUCGUCAGCCCUGCAAGGACCAACAGCCACUUGAAGAGGAUGCAGGCUUCAGGAAACAUUCGCAAUCCCAUCCAAGGUGCUUCACGAAGGUCCCAUUCCUCCAUCAGGGGCUGUAGUGACCAGGCUGGGAGAGGGAACGAGUCAGACUGUACAGUUGGACUGGUCAGAAAGAGGAGUAGCUCUGAGCAGAGGAAAUGUGGAGGAGACAGGCAACUGAAGGGGUCAGAGAAAGGCCAGAGCAGUUCUCAGUGUAGAAAAGGAAGAGCUGAGCGGGGCAGAGCAGUUGGCUGCACAGAACUGGAAAUAAAACCAGAUGCUGUAACUGCAAUUAUAGAUAAUUUGCCCAGGUCCAAAUAUUCCCCAAUCCAGAUGCCCAGCAGGUCCAAACAUGUUGAAUUUGUUACAUAACAGCAAGCUGUCUGUAAGCUCAGACACUGUCAUCAUUUAAAGACUCGAUCAUUAUUCAAAUGUUCUCAUUACUGGUUUUUUGGUUAUUUCAGCUGUAGACAUGAUUACAAGCAUAAUGUGAUAUUUACUGUAAAACAUCUGGAACAUACAUCAAUGUUUACAUGAACAUUUGUCAUGGAACAUGGAGAUGAAAAGAUCUAUUUGUUGUUUUCUAAAAGAUCCCAGGUUGUCAUCAACAAUCAGCUACGCUACCUUACAAAAGUAUUCAUGCCCCUUAAACUGUUUUAUAUUUUGUCACAUUACACACACAUGCUUUAAUGUAUUUUAUUGCAUUUAUGUGGUAGGCCCACACUGCAGGGAUUCUUUCAUGGAGCUUGGAGAUGUGAAGUGGAAGGAAAGUUAUACAUGGUUUUAUUUUAUUUUUUUACAAAGACAAAUUUGAAAGGUGCACCAUGUAUUUGGAUUCACCCCCUCCAAUUGAAUACUGAAUUUAUGAGGCUGCAGGUCUCCACCAGCUUUAAUCAUCUACCGACUGACAUUUUUGCUGAAGAGCAUCAAUUUUCAAAACUUUAUGUUCUCAGUUGGAUUUAUGUUUGGACUUUGACUAGACCAUCCUAACACACGAAUAAGCUAUGAUCUAAAGCAUUCCAGGGCUCGGGCUGUAUAUUUAGGGUCGCUGUCUUGCAGGAAAGCGAACCUCCGCUCAGGUUUUCUGCUGCUUCUAACAGGUUUUCUUCCAGGAUCAUCCUGGAUUUAGCUUAAUCCAUUUUACCAUGAAUUCUGAACAGCUUCCUAUCAUUGCUGAAGAAAAGCAACCCCACAGCAUGAUGCUGCAGCUACCAUGUUUUACUAGGUGCAGAGAUGGUUUUCUGCCACACACAGUGUUUUGUAUGUAGACCAAACAGCUCAAUCCUGGUCUAAUAAAAGCACUUUUACUCACAUGUUUGCUGUGUCCCAUACAUGACUUGCUGCAAACUGCAAAUACGGCUUGUGGAAUUGGUCUUAAACUUUUUUUAAGGCAAUAUUUGUGUAGUGUACAACUAAUAGCUGUCUUAUCAACAUAUUCCUUCCCCUGAGCGAUGGAUCUCUGCUGCUCCCCCGAAGUUACCAUGGGCCUCUUGCCUCCUUCACUGAUCGAUGCUCUCCUUGGCAGCCUGUCAGUUUAGGUGGACGUCCAUGUCUUGGUAGGUCUGCAGUUGGUCCGUCCACUACAUGGUCAGAUGAUGGAUUGAACAGAACUCUGGGAGAUGUUCAAAGCUUGGGAAAUUGUUUUAGAACCUAACCCUGCUUUAAACAUCACCACAACUUUCUCCCUGACCUGACUGAUGUGUUCCAUAGUCUCCAUGAUGCUGAUUGUUCUCUAAUGUUGUCAAAAGAAUCUCUGAGGCCAGAAAAAGAACAGCUGCCUAUUCAGUUAUAUUCAAUAAAUUAGAAUGUCAUGAACAGAAAUAAAUGCUUGAAAACAACA
This is a messenger RNA of Girardinichthys multiradiatus, 3207 nucleotides long. RefSeq lists its product as uncharacterized. Bases 135 to 1739 code for a protein of 534 amino acids. Lineage: Eukaryota; Metazoa; Chordata; Actinopteri; Cyprinodontiformes; Goodeidae. The transcript is spliced from 4 exons. The record is from RefSeq and is a predicted model, not a curated record.